Molecule: messenger RNA, 2119 nt
Organism: Setaria italica (foxtail millet)
Lineage: Eukaryota; Viridiplantae; Streptophyta; Magnoliopsida; Poales; Poaceae
Product: protein NRT1/ PTR FAMILY 8.3
Exons: 4
Coding region: 122-1828 (568 amino acids)
Biological process (GO): transmembrane transport
Cellular component (GO): membrane
Molecular function (GO): transmembrane transporter activity
Source: RefSeq, a predicted model, not a curated record
AGCAGGUAGCGGCCGGAGCCCCAAAGGAGCAGAGCGCCAAAGCGAGGAGAACCGCAGCUCAGAUCACUCCCACUUCCCACAACCACUCGCGCUUCGCUCGCAGCCGCAGCUCCCGACCGAGAUGGAGGCUGGGGACGCCAUGGAGAGGGGCGAGCGCGCGCCGCUCCUGCCCGAGAGCCACGGGCCGAAGGUUGAGGACGAUAGCCUGCAUGUGCCGCUCCUCAAGGACAAAAAACGCACAGGCAGCAAGGCGCCAACGGUUGUUCUAGGGUUCCAGUGCUUGGAGAGCACAGGGUUCUUUGGCAUCUCCACGAACCUGGUCGUAUACCUGGAGAAAGUCCUCCACGGCAGCAAUCUGGCCAGCGCCUCCAAAGUCACUACAUGGACCGGCACCAGCUACCUGACCCCGAUCUUCGGCGCCAUCAUCGCCGACACCUUCUUGGGCAACUACAACACCAUCCUCAUCUCCCUCGUCGUCUACCUUCUUGGGAUGAUGUCCGUGACCUUCUCCGCGUUCCUGCCCACGGCCGCGGUGCUCGGCGGCUCCUCGGUGUUCGGCGCUCAAACCGUCGCGUUCAUCGGGCUGUAUCUCGUCGCGAUCGGGAGCGGCGGGGUGCGCUCGUCGCUGCUGCCGUUCGGCGCGGAGCAAUUCGACGACGACAAUGAGAAAGACCGGGAAAGCAAGGGCUCCUUCUUCAGCUGGUUCUACCUCUGCGUCAGCUUCGGCCCGAUCGUCUCCGGUCUGUUCAUUGUGUGGAUACAGGACAACGUCAGCUGGGGCCUCGGCUUCGGCAUCUCCACCGCCUGCAUCGCUCUCGCUUUCGGCGUCUUCGUUCUCGCCACACCCAUGUACAAGCGCCGCAUGCCCACCGGCACGCCGCUCAAGCGCCUGAGCCAGGUCAUCGUCGCCGCCUGCCGGAAGAUUAGCCGCAAGGUGCCUGCCGACGCGAGCUUGCUCUACGAGGUCAGCGACAAGGUGGACCCCCAGCCCAAGCUCGCACACACCGGUGAUUUCUCAUUACUUGACAAGGCGGCCGUCAUCACCGAGUCGGACUUUGAGGAGGUAACGGAGGAGGCCGGCUCGUCGUGGAAGUUAUGCACCGUGACGCAGGUGGAGGAACUGAAGAUCCUGCUGCGGCUUCUGCCCAUCUGGGCGACCAGCAUCAUCGUGUCCGCGGCGUACGCGCAGAUGAACACUACCUUCAUCCAGCAGGGCAGCGCCAUGAACAUGUCCAUCCUGUCGGUGUCAGUGCCGCCUGCGUCGAUGGCAUCGUUCGAGGUAGCUUGCGUCUUUUCUUGGGUGAUGCUCUACAGCAAGGUGAUCGUGCCAGCGCUGAGGGGCUUCAGUUCCGGCGGCGACGGCGAGCCAUCGCUGCUGCAGCGAAUGGGCGCCGGCCGGCUCCUCAUGGCUCUUGCAAUGGCGGUCUCUGGACUCGUGGAGAUGAAGCGGCUCGACAGCGCGGCGCGCGGCGAGGAGAUCUCCAUAGCGUGGCAGCUCCCGCAGUACUUCUUCCUGGCCGGCGCCGAGGUGUUCUGCUACAUCGCGCAGCUGGAGUUCUUCUACGCCGAGGCGCCGGACACCAUGAAGAGCACGUGCACGUCGCUGGCGCUGCUCACCAUCGCGCUGGGCAGCUACCUCUGCUCGUUCAUCUACGCCAUCGUGGCCGCCUUCACGGCCACGGCGGACAGCCCCGGGUGGAUCUGCGACAACCUCAAUCAGGGCCACCUCGACUACUUCUUCUGGACCAUGGCCGCAAUGUGCACGCUCAACUUCGUCGUGUACAGCGGCUUCGCCAAGAACUACAAGUUCAAGACUGUGCUCUCAUGACGUGCUUCCAUUGCACAGUGCCCAUAAUGACCAAUUGGUGAUUGGUGAAGGGUGACUAGCAAGUAGCAAUGCAAGCACUAGCUCAACGGCUAGUACAUAGGAAACGUACAGCGGUAGAGUAGAAAAAAAAAUGCAGGAAUUUAUUUUGCCCUUUUCCUUUUCUUUUUAAGUUUUGAAGAAACUGCACAGAUUUCUGUCGGCAGCGACAGUUUUUCUUUUGAAACUUUCUUUUGUUUUUUCACAUACAGACAUACAGUUGAUGAGUUGAAAGACUAGUGACAUUGGUGUUAA